Messenger RNA from Meloidogyne enterolobii, 446 nucleotides. NCBI's taxonomy places the organism in Eukaryota, Metazoa, Nematoda, Chromadorea, Rhabditida, Meloidogynidae. The record is from the annotation of a GenBank genome assembly.
AUGAUUGAUAAUAGUCUCGUAGUUGAUGUUAAUCCCCUUGCACACCUCAAAGAUGGAGCCAUUGACUUUGUUGCUGGAACGGCUGGUGGUGUUGCAAUUGUUUAUUCUGGUCAACCACUUGAUACAGUGAAAGUAAAGAUGCAAGCAUUCCCAACAUUAAAUCGCAAUUGGCUCAGUUGCUUUGGCAAUAUUAUGAGGACCGGGGGCAUAAAAGGAUUGUAUGCAGGUUCAAUACCAUCCUUAGUGGCCAAUGUCUCCGAAAACGCGGUCCUGUUCACUUCCUAUGGGUUUUGCCAAAAAGCUGUUGGGUAUGCGAGUGGAUCCAGUACAACUGGGCCGUUGGGGAAUGCUACAGGCUCAAAACGAAAGUUGUGGGCGUCUUUAUGCGGCUCGUUGGUUUUGAGGGAAGAUUAGUGUUUGCCUUAUGGUCAAUUAAAAAAAUUUUU